AUGGCGGCUCCGGGGGGCAGAAACCUUCCAGACUGGGGGGGCUUCCAGGACGAUGUGCAGACCGGGGGCGGGGCUGCGGUGAUUGACAUGGAGAACAUGGAUGACACAUCGGGCUCCAGCUUUGAGGACAUGGGGGAGAUCCACCAGAGGAUGAAGGAGGACGAGGAGGAGGGGGAAGCAGACGGAGUCCCUGAGGAGGGCGAUGAGGACGGAGCUUUCCUGGGCAUGAAGGGGAUAAAGGGUCAGCUGGGGCGACAAGUGGCCGAUGAGAUGUGGCAGGCGGGGAAGCGGCAGGCCUCCAAGGCCUUUAAUCUUUACGCCAACAUAGACAUCCUGCGCCCAUACUUUGAUGUGGAGCCCAUGCAGGUCCGGAACCGGCUGCUGGAGUCAAUGAUUCCCGUAAAGAUGAUCAACUUCCCACAGAAAAUUGCUGGAGAGCUGUACGGACCCCUCAUGCUGGUGUUUACCAUGGUGGCCAUUCUGCUUCAUGGCAUGAAAUCAUCUGGAACAGUCAUUGUGGAGGGCACACUCAUGGGCACCGCCAUUGGGACUUGCUUCGGAUAUUGGCUUGGAGUUUCAUCCUUCAUUUAUUUUGUUGCCUAUUUGUGUAACUCUCAGAUCACCAUGCUGCAGACCCUCUCUCUGCUGGGUUAUGGCCUCUUCGGACACUGCAUCGUCCUUUUCAUCACCUACAACAUUCAUUUCCACUCUCUCUUCUACAUCUUCUGGUUGGUGAUCGGUGGCCUAUCUACCGUGCGCAUGGUGGCGGUUUUGCUCUCACGCACAGUCGGUCAAACGCAGCGCCUGAUCCUCUGUGGCUUUAUAGCCGCUCUGCACAUGUUGUUCCUCCUCUACCUGCACUUCGCCUAUCACAAGGUGGUGGAAGGUAUCCUGGACACACUGGACGGACAGAACAUGCCACCCCCUUUCCAAAGAGUCGCUCGUGAUUUGUCCUUGGGCACCAACUCGGUUCUGAAUGUGACCCUCCAGGCCUUGCCCGCCGAGUCUGGCUGA
Messenger RNA from Staurois parvus, 1014 nucleotides. NCBI's taxonomy places the organism in Eukaryota, Metazoa, Chordata, Amphibia, Anura, Ranidae. The record is from the annotation of a GenBank genome assembly.